CCGCGGGCGGCCAUGUUGGAGCGGCGGGUGCGGCGCAGCGGCGGGCGCGGGUCUGGCGGCAGCCGGUGUCAAGGGUUAUUUUUCCAGUAAUUUGGACCUUUUUGAAGCACCUGCUUGCCUAAUGCCAUGAAUAUUGCAGUGAACAAUGAGGAAGAAAAAGCUGUCCAUUCCUGGUCAAGAAUUUCCUCUGCAGGACAGAAAGUGCUGGAGGAGGCCCUCCGAGUCUUCAACCCGAUGUCCAAGGACCUUUCAGACACAGAGACCCAGCUGGUGGCCUUCAUCCAAGGCCUGAAGGAGGAGGGCUACCAGCCCACAAUUCUGAGGAGUAAGGAUGUGUACGGGUAUAGCUCGUGCACAGCAGUCACACCAAGUCAGACAGAAGACACACAACGCAACUGUGCCAGCACCACUGAGCCCAUUCAGAGUCCAGCCAGGAACUCAGUGGCAAAAGUGGCCCCUUUGCCCACCAGCAUUCCAGUGAAUUCUUUGAAAGUCUCCAGUCAGUCAGUCUCCAAAGGGGACUCCACAAAUCUCCUCUUGAGCUCCUUGAAGCAGACAGGAUCUGGCACAUCCAAGCCAGCAGCAGUGGGCUUCCCUACAAGCAUGUAUCCUGAUGUGUAUCCAGCUGUGAGACUGUCGGUGGUUUUGGAAGCUCUGGUGCCACUGAAAACUGCAACAUCCUGUUUGGAGUCCAAGUACACACAAGGGCGUCUUGGGAUCUCUCCCUCAGACCUUAAACUCCUCAAGACUUCAAGUUCACCAAGGCAGUUUUCUUCAGGCAAGAGCACUAAAACAACCGAAAGCAAGGGGUACAAGCGUUCAGUUAAGAAAGCACCAGAUUCUGCCACCCGUGCUUUAAAGCUUCUGAAGGGACCAAAGGGUGGAGUGCUGCAGGAGAGCAAUGCCUGCAAGGCCUCUGGAGUUCUCAACGGGAGAGUCACAGGUAGCUCAUCCCAGGACUGUACCACAGCACCACAGCCCAAGACCUUGAAAAUCAAAGAUAAGGAAGCUGUGUUGGGAAAAACAGAGUGGAAGGACAGCAGCACUUACCAGGAGAGCACUGGGCAGAAGAAGAGAAGAGCUGAGGAGGCAAAAGAAGCACCACAGAGGAAAAAAGCAAAUACCAUUCCUGUUCGAAAGAAAACUCAACAGGCUCAGAGCACUUUGAACCUGCUGAAAUUCCGGACCAUCAAGGUGGGCAACUCUUCCUCAGAUGAUGAAGUGAGGAGGAGAGCACAGAAGAUUCUUAGGGUCAACCUGUCCCCUGUGAUCCAAAUUCAGCCUUUGUCCUAUUCUCAUAGUGUUCCUUGAGUUUCUUCACUUUGUCACUUUUUUUUGUAAGUAAGUAAAUACAAGCCUGGCACCAGAGCGCAGAGAGGUUUCGGAGUGACUCUGUGUCUCUGGUGCCAAUAUGCCAACUAACCUGCAGACAGAGCAGCCCACUCUCAUGCUGUUCCUGCCUGUCCACCACUGCUCUGUAGAACUUGCUGCAGAAAUCCAAACCCCUAUUUGGGAGUGUGGGACAGUGACUCUGGCCAGCAUCGAGCUGAGCAGGCUGGAGAGAUCACUUCCCACCAUGCUCCCCUGAACGUGGCAGGCUGUGCUGUUGUGCAGGGGAGAACACAGGACUUUCUCAUGACAUUGAUGCACUGUGAUAUUGCUCUUUUUCAAGCUGUACAUUUACUGGUUUUAUUUUGAUCAAAUUUUAUAACUUUAUUAUCUAUAUAUCUAUAUAUCCAUAUAUGUGCAUAUGGCCCAGGAACUGUGGGAAGAUGCACUUCCUCCAUCCCUUUGGGAUUGGUUUUGAUAGCUUUUGUUCCUUUUUCCCUUCCACUAGUCUUUUGUUGAAAGGUGACGGGAUUCCUUUGUGGUUCAGUGUUGUGAUAAUCUGUCCUGAGCUGGCUUGAGCAGCUCAGAGGCAGCAGCGUUGUAACCACUUGUUUGUUUCCAGAAUGCCAAACAAUUUGGAGAAUUACCAGUUGGUAGUUUUAAUCCUGUUUUUGGUAUUACCUCUGCAUAACAAUGGGGGAGUGUCACAGGGCUACAAGUCUGUCUGAUGUUUUUAGGCACCUCCUCCCUUCAUAGGUAGCAGAAGUUUUGAACUCAUGGUAGGGAUUUGCCUCUGAAGAGGAUUCCUCCUCAGCACCCAGCAUUACUCUGCUCUCCUCUACCCCAGGUAGCAGCUAUGAGUCAUGAACUGUGACUGUUAGAGCCAAAGGGCUGGAAAUGUUUGCAAGAAUUGUGUAGUGUCCUGUCCACCAUGUGACUACUUUGCUGUUGCUGAUUGUACCAGGAGCGGAUUCCAGGUGCCGGUAGAGAAGACUGUUGGUUUUGGCUGGAGUUAAACCACAAUAGAGGCACAGGCUGUGUUUGAAUGUAUUAGCUGCAUCCUGCCAGUCCCAGAGCUCAGUGGGAUACUUGAGCCUAAGUUAAAGCAGAAAAGUGAAAUAUUUGGGAGGACAUAUACCAGCACUUAAACAUAGAGAGUCGUUUUCUAUGGUUUGUGGGGAUGAAGCAGUAGGAGGAGAGAUGGGCACCAUGCUGUGGUGGGUGGCAGCCUUGGUGUGCUGUCAGGCAUGUUGUGAGAAGGUGUAUGGCAGGUGUGAGAGCUCUGUGUGGAAGGAGUGCAGGCUCUGCCAUCCGCAGGAGGCACUGCAGAACCACUGUCACCUCCCUGCACCAGGGGCAUGCUGUUGGAUGGGAACACAGUUCUGCGCUACACAGGGAGGGAUCUACUAAUCCCAGGAGAAACACCUCAUUGGAGCAGUUAGUGCUGCUGCUGUCACCUGGAAGGGACAACCUGGUGGUCUGGGGAAAGGGAGAGGUGUUGCUCUGGGCUCCAUACAGCACUGCUGUAUGCUCAGAUCUCUGCAGCUGUAGUGUAAUCCACUUAUUCUCUCACCAGCUCAAAAUACCAGUUGUCUGACUUAGUAAUCUCUGUGAACAUUGGCUGAAGGGAUGAGCUCCCCAUAGAAGUCUCAGCUCCUUACAUUUAAGCCCCACCUCCCCAAGCACCUGGUUGGAUUUCAGUGGUUUAUAAGAAGGGUUGGUGUCUGAUCCCCAGUGCAGAAAGGAAGACUGUGGUAUGGAAAGGAGAGAGGAGGUUCAGGAUGCGGUGAGAGGGCAGGGAAGUUGAGCAUUCUAAGGUGCUUCUGAGUUCUCUCACCCACAUAAAACAGGGUGGAGGUUGUCUUUCACUGAGCAACUUUUUCUAGUGGAAAGUGUCCCUGCCCAUGGCAGGUUGGUUGGAAGAAGAUAAUCUUAAAGAUCCCUUCUAAUCCAAACCCUUCUGUGAUUUUAUGAUUCAGGGCAUGAUUGCAAGCCUUGAACCCCACUCUUGGGUUCUGAGUUGCUGUCAGAGGUCAUAACUUGCAGUGUUUGAGACUGAUCUGUGAAUGCCGCUGCUUGGCUGCCGAGGAGGAGGAAAUAUUUUCUUCUGCUUCUGUGUUUUAAAGUGCCCUGGCAGAGAGUUCCCUGUCCUGACCUGGUACUGGAUGAACAGGGGCUCUCCAUCACUGUCAAUUGGCCAAAAAUUGCUUUGUUCCCUUUGUUCCCACUCCUUCAGACCUUUCUUAUUCCCACGCUCUCAAAUGCCAGGUCUUGAAGUCCUGCACUGGUGUUUCUCUUUUGGGUUGUUUCCCGAGGAAGGCUCAUGAACUUCUGCCUGUGGUAUUGGUGUCAGGCUGCUCAGCAGCUUCCCCAUUCCCAGACCCUUAUAAGGGCACUGAGAGCUGUCUUUGGAGCCUCCUUAUGCAGCACAGACGUCCCAGCUGAGCACUUGGCCUCCGCUGGGAAAAACAACAUGCCUCAACAAAGCUGAAUCCAGGUCGAGGUCACUUUUCCUCCAGCCUGAGUGGGAAGCUGAGCAUCUGAGACCAACUUACCAGGCCACAUCCCUGCUCAUCACUGUGUGUUCCCCCAGCUGCACUGCUGCCUGCCUCCCCACUCUUUUCCAUCACCUCUUGUCUUUCACAGCUUGGGUCUCUGUCAGUCAAGGAUUUGAUUUGUGCUGUUGCUUAACACAUACAGCACAGCAUCCAGCCUUAGUGCUGCCAUGCCUUUCCCAGCACUGAACUGAGUUCUGUGCAUGCUUGGUAAUGACAGUUUGCCCUCUGUCCUUCCCAGGCCACCAGCAAAAGGUUUUCUGCUCCACAGGGACAGACAAGCUUUGGAAAAGCCUCUCUGUCACUGAGACUCCUUCUAGGGAAGUGAGCACUUCAUAGCUGUGUGCUCAGGGACUUGCUCAUUACUCAUUCCAUCUCUGUCAGCUCUCCUGUACAUCUGUAACAGACAACAGGGCAGUGCUGGACCUCCAUUCUCUGCCCUCCUGUUGUCUCUUCUUCAUCUUGCAGGUGCUUGGGGAAUUUGACUGAAAGGAUUGCAGGUUGUUAUAGAGGAGCUUUACAGCCUCUGUGCCAAUGCCAGCAACUGCUGCCCAUAUCAGCCAGUACUGGUGGAGGGGGGUUUCUCAGUGUGGCAUGAGUUUGCUCCACCAUCCUUCGACUCAUGCCCAGAUGAGGAUGCUCCUGAUGUCCUAGGCAUGUAACACUGAUGUGCACGAGGCUGCAGAGGAGCUCUGUGUGGAGGCUGCUCUCUGCUCUUUAGGGAAGAUGAAGGGUUUGAUCAAACCAGAGCUACCUACCUAAGACCUGAUCUAAGAAGAGGUCUCCUCCCAGGUCCUCUCUAUCUUGUGUUAUUCUGUGGCAGCUGAGUAACACUUCUAGGGAACUGUGCAACAGUAACUGGCAGGGCCCAUAGAAAUGCAUUGCCCAGAGCACUGUGGUCUCUGCUGAGCCUGUGGUAUGCCCCUUGUUCAGACCUGUUUCUGUAUUAGUCACUUUGAAUUCAUCCAAGUGCCUAACCUGGCCUGUGUUGUUCUGGGCACUGUGACAGCCGAGAGCUUUGGAGACUCUCUUAGGAAUGCUUUUAACUCAUGGAUUUGUGCCACUGUCACUUGGAGAAACGAUUCGGCUAGCAGUCAAAAGGCUGUUCUUCCAACUGAUUUUUUUGGAAAUAAUUUCUCCUUUUAUUCAUUUGCCAAGAAGCAGUCUGUGCUUCCCCUCCACCAGACAAAGUCCUUGAGCUUCCUGCAUGCUUCAUAUGUCCAUCAGCAAGUCCAUGGGGAGAGUAGCUUGUCCAGCAGGCAGCUGAAGCUGACAUCAGAUACCAUUGAAAUCACAAUGUUAAUUAGUAGAAAUGUUCUGAUGCUCAUGUCCACUGUGAUCAGAUUUCACCAUCUGCCACUUCUUACAAUUGUAGAAGUUUCUCCUCAGCCUCUUCCCUGCAAGCCAUGUAGCGUGUUGCUGCUGCUGCUUCUAAACUAUUUGCAUCCCCACUGAGCCAGCUGCUGUAGCAAUCCUGGUGCAGAAUUUCUUAAACACUUUUUUGCAAAAUAUGAAGGGAUUAUUUUGUUACUCCUUCUUGGCAGCCCAUGAGUGGUAUUUCAGUGUGUGGAGGAGUUGUGCUCCCUGGAGUGCUCACCUCACUGGACAGCUCUCAGACCAGUUCAUACUAACAGGGCGGGGUUAGUGUGAGAUCCCCCACAUUGCUUGGUGCUUCCUUGCAUGGAGUUCAGCAAGUUGCCAGCUAAGAACACGAAAGGGGAAUCGGCAGCAGAACAGCACAGAUGGGUGAUGUGGCUGCAUGGUCCUGCUCCACAGCUGCCCAUGUUCUGCACCCUGUCCUCCAGGACCCCAGGUACACCAGGAGCACUUCACCCUGGCUCCAGCUGUGGCAAGAGAGGCUGGGAGGCUCUGGGUUUAGGAAUUGAACACAGAGUUUGUUCCCUUUUAAUUGUGAUUUGUGCUGUGUUCAUGGCCAAAACUUGGCAGCAUGUGGGGGGUACAGCCACCCAGAAGUUCUUUCCCUUUGGAUCCAAGUUCUCUGUCCUGUCUAGGAGCUGGGCCUUUGGCCAUGGCUCAAGGGGUCCCUGGGUAUGGAGAGCAGGUUUGUGUCUCAGCUCCAGCUGGGCAGUGUGACUCAAACUGGGCAGCUUCCCAGACAGGAAGGCAUAUUUCAGUGGGAGGAUCCUUCUUUUUGGCCGUGGUUGGCAGGGUCAGUUCCGAGCAGUGGAGCACUGGCUGCUAAGCCAGGCUGGUUGGCUUGUGUGGAAGUGACAGUUUCUUCUUCAGUCUUCAAAAUGUCACUGGCCUCUGUUCUAGUGCUCAGAUAGGGAUGACCUUACAGGAACUGAGGUGGCUCAUGGAGAGGACAGCAGUUUCGGGAUAUCUGGCACCUUCCUGACAAUGCUGCAGCCCUCAGCUUUGCCAGCUGAGUGGGCUGGCACUACCUGUGGAGAGCACAGCAAGGCAGGAUGCUCCUGAGCCCUCACAUCCAGGACACUGCUAGAGAGCACCAUGGUAGGGUUUCCCUCUCCUUGCAGCCUGUUCUGCCUGGAACUAGGUGCUGUUAGGAAGGUGCCAGGUAACUUGGAGGAAUCUUGUCCCAGAAGACAUGAAAGGCCAGCCUUUGUCACCAGUUCAUCCUUGAGCUGGAAUGAAGCUGGAGUGAAGUUGGAAUGAAGUUUGUCUGUAGGUGUGACACUGCUGGAACUUGCAGGCUGGCCAGCAGCUGCCUCCAAAGCCAUGGUGCUGAGGCCAGACCCCUCCCUUCACUUAGGAACACCAAGGAAGUCUGUUGAAAAAGUGAGAAGCUGGGAGUAGGGAAAGCUAAAGAUGCCAGCAGCACCUAGACAGCCAGCAGCCUGCAGCUUCUGUGUCUGCUGCAGGAGAUGUGCAAACGGAGGAGCCAAGGCUGUGGCAUUCUGCAGCACCAUCUUCCCUCCAUCCUUGCCCACCCACAGAGCUUCCCCUGCUCUGCCUGGCAGCAGUACACGGACACUGGUGCAGCAGGUGAGCAGGAGUCCUUUUGGAGCAGCCCCCCCCCCCCCCCCCCCAAACCCUUCAUUUCCACCCUUGGUCUCACAAUCUGGCAAUGCUCACGUGGCCUCUGAAAUACCUUCCCCAGGGAGUCCCUUAAAGGCCUUAUUAUCCUCUGGGACUCUCUCCUUAUUGUCUUAAUUAGCCUCUUCCGUUCCUGUGGCUACAGAGAGCCCCUGUGAGUUUCUGGUGAUUCCUGUAGACACAGUCAGGCACAUGGUGCUGUUCUAAGAGAAGGUGCUGCAAAGCUACCCUCAGAAAUACCUCCCUUCCUGCCCCUGCUCUGCCGCACUGCCCAGGGCUGGGUUGGGACAAAACGAGUAUUGGUGUUUGUUCAUGGGGGGGAAGGCACCAUAUGAUGCCCUCCCUCCUCCUGGGUCCCAGUGCAGCACUCCUGAGGAGUAGCAUUUCCUGAGCAGAGGCAUGGCAGCUGCUCUGAGUGACACAGGGGCUGUGGGUGGGCACUGCACGGUCACUUGUGCUACUCUCUGCUAGCCAGCAUCUCCAUGAGAGCCAUCUCCACACCACAGCAUGACUGACCUGCUCCAGCUGAGGCCAUGCCAUGGGAUCCACUGUGGCAUUCCCUGGUGUUUGGGCAUCCCAAGCAACAGCUGGGGAGCAGCAACUGCAACCCGUGGAAGGGCAAGUAACAAACUUUGUAUGAUGAUUUUACAAAUUACCAUCUUGUUCUUACGUGAACUUUUUACCGUUUCAUUUGUUUGUGUAGAAUGUUUCUGAAGUUCUAAUAAUAUUUAAUGUUAAUAUGAAGCUGGGCUGUUCCACACUCAGUGUUGUAUAUUUUGGAAUGGCAUUGCUUAGUGAAAAGACAUCAUUAGUAUUAUUCCACUCUUUGUAAGGGAAUGGGACAAAAAACAGACUGUCUUUUUUCUUAAACGAAGUGAACUUUUUGUUAUGAAGUCCUAGCAGGUGUCCAGCCCUUCAGUAAAAUGGUGCUCAAAACCA
This is a messenger RNA of Cinclus cinclus, 7841 nucleotides long. It is a transcript of the gene CCDC71, whose product is annotated as coiled-coil domain containing 71. The coding region runs from base 127 to 1311 and encodes 394 amino acids. NCBI's taxonomy places the organism in Eukaryota, Metazoa, Chordata, Aves, Passeriformes, Cinclidae. The transcript has 2 exons. The record is from RefSeq and is a predicted model, not a curated record.